Encephalitozoon romaleae SJ-2008 is the source of this 1290-nucleotide messenger RNA. RefSeq names its product eukaryotic translation initiation factor 2. The transcript has a single exon. Bases 1 to 1290 code for a protein of 429 amino acids. Gene Ontology annotation, biological process: positive regulation of translational fidelity; formation of translation preinitiation complex. Lineage: Eukaryota; Fungi; Microsporidia; Unikaryonidae. Gene Ontology annotation, molecular function: translation initiation factor activity; GTP binding; GTPase activity. Gene Ontology annotation, cellular component: cytosol. The record is from RefSeq and is a predicted model, not a curated record.
AUGAAAGAUGUCUCAGAGAUCAUGAAGAAGCAGGCAACCCUUAACAUAGGGACCAUUGGGCAUGUUGCACAUGGGAAGUCCACCAUUGUAAAGGCAAUAAGUGGAAUAAGCACAAUAAAGUUCAAGGCAGAGCUUGAGCGUAACAUCACCAUAAAGCUAGGAUAUGCUAAUGCCAAGAUAUACAAGUGUGACUCAAAGUGCAUCAGACCCAAUUGUUACCAGUCGUUUGGAAGUUCAAAUCCAGAUCAACUUCCAUGCAAAAAGUGUGGAGGCACCUUGAAGCUUGUCAGACAUGUGUCCUUUGUAGAUUGCCCAGGGCACGAUGUUCUGAUGGCUACAAUGCUGAAUGGAACAGCAAUUAUGGAUUCUGUACUGCUCCUGAUAGCAGCUAAUGAACCUUGCCCGCAGCCCCAAACUACUGAGCACUUGUUUGCUGUGGAGAUAAUGGACCUUAAAAAGGUUCUGGUUGUGCAGAAUAAGAUUGAUCUUGUUUCCAGGGAACAGGCCUUAGAGCAGUAUGAUCAAAUCCAGAAAUUCCUGAGGACAUCGAAUGUUUCUGGACCUGUUAUUCCAACAGCAGCUCAGGUGGGGGUGAACAUCCCUGCCCUUCUGGAUUUCAUUGUUAACUACAUUCCACAGCCUGCCAGGGAUUCUACAGCACACCCAAAGAUGGUUGUCAUUAGAAGCUUUGAUGUUAACAGGCCAGGGACCAAGGUGGGCGAUAUGUCUGGAGGGGUUAUUGGAGGAAGUCUUGUUACCGGAAUGCUAAGGGUUGGGGACAGGAUUGAGAUAAGGCCUGGGCUUGUGAUGAAGAGGAAUAACAGAUUUGUAUGCCGGCCUUUUGUUUCUGAGAUUGUUUCCUUGAAGGCAGAAAGCACAGACCUUGAGGAAGCCUAUCCUGGAGGACUGAUAGGCGUCGGUACAACGAUGGAUCCCUCGUUUUGUAAGGCAGACAAGCUGGUUGGCCAGGUCAUGGGAAAGCUAGGAUUUCUCCCAUCGAUAUUUCACAAGAUAACUGUCGAAUACAGUCUCUUUCCAAAAACAACAGUCCAAGGGAGUUUCAAGCUGAAAGAAGGUGAGCACGUGCUAUUGAACAUAGGAAGUACAACAACCGGGAGUGUGAUAGGAGGCAUAGGGGAGACCAGAGGUGAGUUUGAUCUUGUGAAACCUGCAUGUUGUGAAAUUGGAGAAAGAAUAGCCAUAUCAAGAAAAAUCAACAACCAUUGGAGGUUGAUAGGACAUGGAGAAAUCAAGGACGGUGUGUGUGUUGAACCAGAAUAUACUAGAUAG